CAGGGCAGCACCGCCCCGGCGCGGCGCGGCGCUCCCGGCGGCCGGAGCGCGCUCGGCGUGCGCGGGGCGAGCGGGGCCGAAUGGAGCCGCCCGGGCGCCGCCCGCCUCGCCAGCGCCCCCCGCCCGCGCCAUGAGGCUGCCGUAGCGCUUGGACCGAGCGCAGCCCCGCCGAGCCGCCCCCAUGGCGAAGGAGAGGAGCAGGAAGGCGCUGGUGGAGCUGCUCCAGCGGCCGGGGAACGCGGCGUGCGCCGACUGCGCCGCCCCGGACCCGGACUGGGCAUCCCACAGCCUGGGGAUCUUCAUCUGCCUGAGCUGCUCGGGCAUCCACCGCGGCAUCCCGCAGGUCAGCAGGGUGAAGUCCGUGCGCCUGGACGACUGGGACGAUGCCCAGGUGGAGUUUAUGGCCUCGAAUGGAAACAAUGUAGCAAAAGCAAAAUAUGAAUCUAAAAUGCCACCAUUUUAUUAUAAACCAACAUAUCUUGACUGCCAACUGCUGCGGGAGCAGUGGAUCCGAGCCAAAUACGAACGAAAGGAGUUCAUCCACAGUGAGAAGCAGGAGCCUUACUCUGCAGGGUACAGAGAAGGAUUUCUGUGGAAGAGAGGACGUGACAAUGGGCAAUUCUUAAGCCGAAAAUUCGUGUUAUCAGAGAGGGAAGGUGCUCUGAAGUACUUCAACAAAAACGAUGCAAAAGAACCCAAAGCAAUUAUGAAGAUCGAACACCUCAACGCGACUUUCCAGCCUGCAAAAAUCGGGAACCCUCACGGGCUGCAGAUCACUUACCUGAAGGACAAUAGCACAAGGAACAUCUUUGUCUAUCAUGAAGAUGGCAAGGAAAUCGUGGAUUGGUUCAACGCCAUCCGGGCAGCACGUUUCCAUUACUUACAAGUGGCAUUCCCUGGAGCCAGUGACUCUGAUCUGGUGCCAAAGCUUUCUAGAAACUACCUGAAGGAAGGAUACAUGGAGAAAACAGGGCCAAAGCAAACAGAGGGGUUCAAGAAGCGAUGGUUCACCAUGGAUGACCGACGGCUCAUGUAUUUCAAAGAUCCCCUGGAUGCCUUUGCUAGAGGGGAGGUUUUUAUUGGGAGCAAGGAAAACAGCUACAAGGUGCUGGAAGGGCUCCCACCAUCCACGCAGGGGAACCACUGGCAGCACGGGAUCACCAUCGUCACCCCCGACCGCAAAUUCCUCUUUGCCUGCGAGACAGAGGACGACCAGCUGGAGUGGAUCAACACCUUCCAGAAGGUGAUCAGCCGGCCCAUGCUGCCUCAGGAAUAUGCAGUGGAAGCCCAUUUCAAACAUAAACCUUAGCUGGGACUGGCUGGGCAGACCUGAGGAGUGAGCUUCUGUUUACAACACAACGUGGUUUUAUUUGAAAUGUUAAAAAUAAUUCAUAAUAACAGUAAUAUUAAUAACAAUAAUAAUACUUCCCUUUCCCCUCAUCAUUCACUUGAUCAUGUUGGAAGGGCAGCAGUGGAACGUCGGAGAAGAUCCUGAUCCAACUUGAAAUUCAGCUCUGUGGCUGCUCUGUGGGAUGGGACAGAUGGUCCUGCCACCCCAUCACCCCACACCUGCUGGAAGGGGUGUCCACCCAGCUUCACCAGGAUGGCAGAGACUGUUGGUGGCACAUCCCAGGGGCAGAUGGGACUUUUCCCCACGCUCAGGUCCCUGGGUGCUGGAGCUGAGUCUCCCUGCACUUCCAGAUGGCUGCCAGCCCUUUCCAGGGGGGCUGCAGGUCCCCAAGGGCUGAUGUCCCUGUGGGAUGGGAAACAGCCUGGAAACACAAAAUGUGCUGUGCAGAACAGCUGAGCCUGCCAUGGUGCUGGGGUAAAUGAUAAGUAAAUUAUCUCCCUGGGGACUGUGGUGAUGCUGUACCUGGAGAGGGUCAAGUAGAUUUAGAAAUUGAGGAGAUGGGCAUCAUCAGCCUCGUUAAUUAACGAAGGGCAGGGAGGAGGGGCUGCAAGGGAGACACCAGCCCGUGAGGUGAUGCUGGGGGAGCAGAGCUUUGGGGGCCAGGCCUGUGUUUGGCUCCCUGGGCCAUCCCUGUUCCAUGGUCUGGGGGCUUUGCCCCAUGUGGGGAGCCCAGUAUGGAACUGGGGGGUUGAGCUUUGUCUGCACUUUUUGCUGACAGGCACCAUCAAAGCCUGUCCCAGCUCACUCCCAGCAGGCACAUCCCUUCUCCAGACUUGGUGGUUGACUUUUUCCUCCAAUGAUUCAAAAUUUUUUUUGGUUGAUUUUUCUUUUCCUACCAAAAAAAAAAAAAAAGAAAAAAAAAGAAAAAAAAAAAGAAAAAGCUGCUUGAAGUGACGUUUCAGCGCGGUGUUGAGCACUGUAAUUCCUGCAGUCAGGGCAGGCUGGGAGCUGCACACCAGGUGCUGGAUUUUCACCCAAAAAUGAGAUUUCUGGCAUGGCCUGAAGGCCCAGCCCCAGCCAUGGACCUGUCCAACACAUUUCUUAGGUUGGUUGUGUAUCUGAGAGCAUCUCAUCGGCUGUGUGCAUUCGUUCUGUCACUGGUAAGACAACUGUGGUACUAAAUGUCAUUGGAACCAAUAAAUUAUUAUUAUGUCAGA
Messenger RNA from Oenanthe melanoleuca, 2568 nucleotides. It is a transcript of the gene ADAP1, whose product is annotated as ArfGAP with dual PH domains 1. NCBI's taxonomy places the organism in Eukaryota, Metazoa, Chordata, Aves, Passeriformes, Muscicapidae. The transcript has 11 exons. Gene Ontology annotation, cellular component: intracellular membrane-bounded organelle; plasma membrane. The coding region runs from base 182 to 1309 and encodes 375 amino acids. The record is from RefSeq and is a predicted model, not a curated record. Gene Ontology annotation, biological process: positive regulation of GTPase activity. Gene Ontology annotation, molecular function: GTPase activator activity; phosphatidylinositol bisphosphate binding.